UUGUUCGCAUCACUGGUGCAAAGCAUUCUACAUAAACUCUGAUUGAUCUAUGGACAUGAUAAGGUUUGAAGUCUUGAGCAAUAAUUGUUGGUCUUUAGGGAUAUGCUGCAUCCAGAAGGUUAUUAAGGAAUGUUAUAACACAACUAAAUGCCAAAUUAUAUUGUGGAAAAUGCUGCUCAGCUACUUUUGGUACUCACCUGAGAUACGGCCUUAAACCCUUGAGAUUGACAGGGCCCCUACCAUCUCUUUGUAAGCUGUAAAACCUGAUUAUUUAUUUGUUUAUCCAUUUGCAUACUGUGAGUGGAAGCCAAACAAUACUGCAUUCUUUUGGGUUUUUUUCUACUUCUGAUGGAUGUCCUGGACUUCCACUAGUGAUAAUGGGUGUCCCAUUUUCUUAUCCAAAAGCAUCUGAAUGAUGAAUCCUUGCUUUGUUUUAGCUCAAUGAUCCACGGAGAUGUUAUGCGUUCAUGUUGUAUCCCAUUGGGAACCCAUCUUGUCAUUUACUCGAAAUCCUGUUUAAGAAACAUUUCACUUGUAUAUUGAAUUAGGUCAUACUCCACUUGAUAUGAUUAUUAAGGAUGUGCAAAAUCAUUCUUUACAUCCUUGAGAACUUUAUAUCUUUUCAGUGUGGGAUGCUCGGUUUUGGCAGGUUGCUUGCUCUGCUUUGGUUGGAUAUCGGUGAAAGGUGAUAUACAACUGCAAAGGCCCAUGCUCCUAUAAAGGCCUUUAGCUACAUUCCAUACGAAUCACUUUUAAGAUUGUUGGUUUUCAGCGUGUCCUACCCAAGUUAGAUAUAUUUAAAAUUAUUUCACUCUACACAACUUAUUAACCUGUGCCAAUGCGGUAUAUACUCUUAGAAAAAGUACACUUCAUCAUGUUAUCAAACUUGGCCUAGUGGCUCCUAUAGGUUAUCCUGAACCGGAAAACUAGUUGUUUAGUCACUGAACCUGUGUGUAGGUUGUUCCAUUGAGGCCACUGAGUGGUUUUGCUGCCCUGCGUGGAAUGCAUGCUUAUUUGCUUAACAUGUUAAACAUGUCUACAAUUAAGCUAAACAUGAAGUGUUGUUGUCAGACAUAAUAUUUUCAGUUAAACUCUGGUUUGCUCAAGGUAAAAUGUUAAACUGUUGGCAUGAGCACCAUUUUGGUUCAGAAAUACAGAGUUCUCAUUCCAAAGGAGUUGAGCAUGAGCUCUACAAGUUUAUACGGUGAAGCAGUAAGACUGAAACUGCAUUAUUUGCUUGGAAGUCACACAUCUUGUGGUUUGGAGGUCUAUGAACCGGCAGCGCUGGGUAGCAAGAAAUAUGGCAUUCCGAUCAAGAUCAAUGAAUAUAUUUCAUAUUUGUUUCUCAAGAUCGUCUUUGCAGCUCCAUUGUUCAUGCCGGCAUGCCCCUACUCUCCUGUCAUUAGAGUUAUAUCGAUUUACAAGCAAUGAGUGAUGAUGACCACAAUUGAUCUAUUGUACAUGCUGAUGGGGCGACUACUUCUAUGCUGGCCAUAUACAUGACUUGGUCUUCUUUCUAGACCAGGGAUUUUUUGUACAGCCUGAUCCUAAUAUAGUUUUAUACUGAUAGCUUAAUUUCCCAUCUUUAAAAAAUAUAUUUUCUAAAAAUAUAGUACAGGCGUGGGCUUCUACAGUGUACUCCUAUUACCUCCUAAGAGGUAAGAGGGUAACUAAAUCUGAAUCCUUGAGUUUUAAAAGAUAAAAACAAAUUAAUUCAAGGUCAAAAAGAUCUCACCAAUUAGAAUCAUAGUCAUCUCAUGUGGAGGCUGUCUAUCAUAUUUUGAGAUACCUUAAGAGUUGCAGGAAAGGAUCGUUUAUACACCAAACAAGAAAAUCUACAAGUUGAGUGUUAUACUGAUGUUGAUGCUGAUUGGGCUGGAUCUUUGGAUGAUAGAUUUUUUAUCUCUAGACAUUGUACCUUUGUUGGAGGUAAUCUAGUUGCUUUGGCGAAGUAACAAACAAAGUGUUGUUUCACAUUCUACUGCAGAAGCUGGAUUCCGUGCUAUGGCUCAUUGUGAAUGUGAGUUGUUAUGGCUGCAGAUUCUUCUCACUGAAUUAAAAUUGUUUGAGAGUAGCCCCUUGACAUUAUAUUGUGACAACAAAGCUGCUAUUGAUAUAAUUAACAAUCCUGCUCAUCAUGAUAGAACCAAGCAUAUUGAGUCGAUCGUCAUUUUAUCAAGGAGAAAUUGGAUGCAGGGAUAAUUUGUCUGCCUUAUGUAAAAUCAGCUAGUCAGGUGGCUGAUGUUUUGACCAAAGGGUUACCUGAGAAGAUAUUUUCUGCAUUCUGUAGCAAGAUGGAUCUAUAUGAUGUAUUUGCCCUAUCAUGAGGGGAGUGUUGGUGUACGUUGUAAAUAUAAGUGGAACGAGAGACCAAAGUGUAAAAACUAGAAAGAGUA
Molecule: messenger RNA, 2396 nt
Organism: Panicum virgatum (switchgrass)
Lineage: Eukaryota; Viridiplantae; Streptophyta; Magnoliopsida; Poales; Poaceae
Exons: 3
Coding region: 1129-1431 (100 amino acids)
Source: RefSeq, a predicted model, not a curated record